Paramecium primaurelia is the source of this 325-nucleotide messenger RNA. Lineage: Eukaryota; Ciliophora; Oligohymenophorea; Peniculida; Parameciidae. The record is from the annotation of a GenBank genome assembly.
AAUGUUCCAAAUAAUAUAAUCAUAUGAACAAUAGGCAAGUCAUCUAUGGUCCAAAAAUCUUGAGAUGUUGAAGCAAAUUAAGAUUCCUAUCCUUAAAGAAAAUGAAGAUUUGAAAUAGACUCUAGAAACAUUAAAAUAAAAUGAUAUUCAAAAUAGUGUAUAUGGUCAAUUAAAAGAAUAUGAUUAAGUGUAAAAACCAAUACCUAAACUAAUUGAUUUAAAACAUAUCAAUAGAGAUUCCAAUUUUUAAGAAGAAUUCUUAUCAAAAGUAAAUGAAUUUAGUCUAUCCUGGCGACAAGAAGUAUAAUAGCUUAAAUAAUUAUGA